Lytechinus pictus (painted urchin) is the source of this 3732-nucleotide messenger RNA. RefSeq lists its product as uncharacterized. The transcript has 4 exons. The record is from RefSeq and is a predicted model, not a curated record. NCBI's taxonomy places the organism in Eukaryota, Metazoa, Echinodermata, Echinoidea, Temnopleuroida, Toxopneustidae. The coding region runs from base 23 to 2509 and encodes 828 amino acids.
GAAAAGCAGGAAUGAAGCAAAAAUGAAUAGCGAAUCGCUGACCGAUGCAGAAAAGCACAUAAGAAAUGGAGCCAUUCCGAAAAGCAAACGGAAGAUAGCCUUUAAGGAUGAAUGCACCAUUACAGGAAAUCGCAUGGACGGAAGGAGUGAAGAUGAUGUGUUCAGGUAUGAAGUCGCUAUUGGUCAAGUAUCCCACUCUAUCAAUGGCUAUCCUUCAGAUUAUGAGAGGAUGGACCGUAUCGGGGUGUCCUCGACCAGUAAUGGUGAUAGUGGCAUCUUCAUAUACGAGACGCCAGAGAGAUUGGAGAGCUUCCCGAAUCCGAUUGUUCAUCAUGUUCAUGGAGACAGCACGAACAUCGGACAGGCCUUUGGCGAUCUUGCAUGCAGUAACAGUCUUCGCAGAAAGGAAAAUACUGGUGAGGAUGCGGGCGUCGAUCGCCAGGAUUACUUUACUGGGGACGAAGGUUUGGAAGGUUUAAGAAGCAGUUCUAUGACAAGUGAAAUCGAUUACGUGCUAUCUUCUCAAAAGCGUAGACUCCCCGCGAAAUAUGGGAGUAUUGGUGAAACCCCAUGGGGGACCACUGAACGAGGGAGAUCUAGGAACAUCGAUGAGAGCAAGACCUACCAGGAAAGAAGUCAAAUAAAGGAUGACCGGCAACAUGGGUUGGGAAAACGGGAUCAGAGUAAUCAGGGUCACAGAGGUGACGAAUUUCGACGGACCACCAUGGGUGAAACACCUGCUGAAGGAACGCUCCAUGAACAGCCUGGGCCAAAGAGCGGCAGGAUGAGGACAGAGAGCGACAGGAUGAGGACAGAUACUGGUAGCAGGGGAAGGGAUGAAGGUACUGCAUCUUCAAGGAAUCAGCGCUUGUCGAAGACAGUGGAUGUGACUGAAGACAUUUCGAAGAAGUGGCCAUUUCUCCUAUGGAUCAUGUUUAAGUUCCUGGGGCUGUUUUGGGCCAGACCCGUCAUUGAGGAGCGAUAUUGCCACCAGUGUUACCGUAGGAGAAUGGAGGAAGUCAUCGACCUGGUCCACAGUCGGUCCCCAGAACAGAAACAUGCACCAUCAGGUCAUCUCUCGUACUUCCACGCGCCAGAGAUCGGCAUCAAUGAUUCGAUAAUUGCCAAAAAUCCAAACGAGUCGUCUGACUUUCGUCACGAGUGUGACUCGAAUCCUCUGCUCAAUGGUGAAGCCCAGAUUGGCGACGCCGAGGUUGACCAUGGACGCGUGCGCAGUGGGGGAUACUGCGUCAACGACCACGACGGCGAUGAUGGCGUGACAGGGGAAAGGGAAAAGAGUGGGCGAUGUCGAGUUUGUGACGCACUGUGGUGGACAGGGAAGGGACAAUACUUUAAGUACACAGAUAAAUCAAUUGGUCUGAAAUCAUGGAACCACAGAGGAAGUGGGAUUCUGUCGAUGUUCCUCCUUGUUACUUACCUCUCCCUCAUUCUCUACGAUGCUGGCCACUACGGAAGCAUCUACUGGGGCAAGAAAGAGGAUCUCAUCCGAUAUAUCAGCUACAUGUCGUACCUGAUCUUUGCGGCAAGUACCCCAGCAGUCUGCCUCCUCGCUCUCAUCCGGAAUGCCGUCACUAACCCUGCUCAGUGUUUUAGCCAAUGGCCACGCACCCUCGACAUCAGGUACGUGGUGCGGAGACUUCAAUAUCUGGACCUUGAGAGAAGAGGGCUUCCUAACAAGCCAUUCCUGCUGGCCUGCACAGUAUUCCCACUCCUUAUUGCCAUCUACAGACUCAUGUUCUAUGUUGUACUCUUGAAAACCAGCGUAAAGUUUCAAAGAUAUUUGGCAUGUGCAACAACUGCCAUUGGGCUCUCGCUCUAUGGUUUCUUCUCCUACUUCAUCUACCUUAUGAGGAUCUCAUUCAAAGCUCAUCUAAAGCUCGACAUUCACUUCAUACGGAACCAUGUUGGCCAGUUGGACGUUUGCAGGGCAAAGAUGUCAACCACGGUGCAGGACUUUCUCAAUUUACGACAACUUGCCAACGGGUUCAUGGUGAUGGUCUGUGGUGUAACAACAUGGGCCAUUGCAACACAGAUAACCUGGAACUACUUGUUAUUCAGUGGCGUCUACCUGGACCCCAACGAGUCUCGCUACAACUGGAGCAUCCAAAUGUAUAUUAACGGCCUCAUGGCGAUGGAGAACACCUUGUUCUUUUUACUUCCAUGUUUCGCCAUUGGCGGCUUCAGCGUCAACAUCAUCUGGAUCCGCUUCAGGUACCGCCUGCUAGAGCUCCGACGUGCUCGUCACGAGCAUUUCUGGUACCGUCUUCUGCAGUUCAUCAAGGAGCAGGACCCCAUCAAGAGUUCCAUGCAGGUGACCAUGCUCUUUACCCUCAUCGGUCUGUUUGUAGCACUUCAGUUUGGAGAGCAGAAUAUCUAUUACUAUUUCAGUAAUGUUACAGCCCAUAAUAUCAUGCCGAUUCCUCCUAAGUUUUUGCACAACCUUCCUCCCCAGCCUGAAGGUGGAUUACAGCAUGUGUUAUUGCCCUGAAUAUUAGCCCAUUGUUGCUUGGCUGAUUAUGCUAAAACAGGCAUUUUCAAUCCAAUGGAUUAGCAUGGAUGGCAGCAGUGGGAUAUGAGCCCAUUGCAUUGUAAUGACUAGUCAGUGAAUUUUCCUUCAUUAAAGGUCAAGUCCAUCCCAGAAAAAUCAAAAUUUUGCUGAAAAUUUCAUCAAAAUCGGAUGUAAAAUAAAGUUAUGUCAUUUCAAAAUUUCGUUUAUUUUUCACAAAACAGUGAUAUGUACAACCCAGUGACAUGCAAAUGAAACAGACUAUGAUGUCCCUCACUAUUUUUUUUUGGUCGUUUUAAUUCUACAAUAUUUCAUUUUUUUACAGAUUUGACAAUAAGGACCAACUGGACUGAACCAUAUAGUAUUAAACAAAAUUGAAUGCUUAUUCCACAUGUUCAGGGAGAAAUAAAUCGUUGUUUCACUUGACAAAGAGGAGAAAAUGAGAAUAUUUCAUAUAAUGAAAUAGUGAGUGGAUGAUGUCAUCAGUCUCCUCAUUUGCAUACACUGACCAGGAUGUGUAUAUAACUGUUUUGUGAAACUAAGAGAAAAUUUAAAAUGUCAUAACUUUCUUAUUUUACAAUUACAUCCAAUUUUAAUGAAAUUUUCACUGUUAUGCUUGUUGGAUUUUUCUCUAUUUAUGCAAAUCAACUUUUUGUUGGGGUGGACUUGUCCUUUAACGUUGUGGCAGGAGUGGGAUCAAAACCCAAAGCAUUGAAACUAGUUAGUGGAUUCUCGAUCGUCCAUUAAAAUGGUGGCAGCAGUGGGAUAGACCCAUUGCAUUGAAAUGACUAGUGAAUUUUAUGGUGGCAGCAGUGGGAUAGCCCAUUGAAUUGAAAUGACUAGAUAGUGGAUUCUCCUUCAUUAACUUGGUGGCAGCGGUGGGGUAGAAACCUAUUGCACUGAAAUGACUAGUUAGUGGAUGCUCCUUCAUUAACAUGGUGGCAGCCAUGGGAUCUAUUGCUUUGAAAUGACUAGUUAGUGGAUUCUCCUUCAUUAACAUAGUGGCAGCGGUGGGAUAGUCCUAUUGCAUUGGAAUGACUAGUUAGUGGAUUCUCCCUCAUUAACAUUGUAGCAGGGGUGGGAUAAAACCCAUUGCAUUGAAAUGACUAGUUAGUGGAUGCUCCCUCAUUAACAAUGUGGCAGUGGUGGGAUACAAACCCAUUACAUCAAAAUGACUAGUUAGUAGAUUCUCUGUUUUUCAUCAC